This is a messenger RNA of Apis florea (little honeybee), 2296 nucleotides long. RefSeq lists its product as uncharacterized. Lineage: Eukaryota; Metazoa; Arthropoda; Insecta; Hymenoptera; Apidae. The record is from RefSeq and is a predicted model, not a curated record.
AGUUCAGUUCGAUCUGUGAAAGAAAUCAUGAGUUUCUUCAAGUUGGAGGAGGUGCAAUGCGGCCCCCUCAAGCCGAGGAAAUGCAACGCGGUUGCCAUCGGCAGCCCGAACGUGUGGUGGGGAUACAGAUUGCGCGAGAGGACCGGUUGCAAGAAGGUCCCUAUACCCGAAUCGUACGAGAACUUCAAGGAGGAGAAGAGGAGGGACUAUGAGCACGUGACGAAGAUCAUAGAGUUCGAGAAACACUCGAACUGGAGGAUCAGGAGGAAGGGUAUCAGGCAGCACGUUCAGCAAGGUACUUGGGAGGAAUGUAUGGGGUGUUGGUCGUCAGGACACGCGUUGAAGUAAGAGGUCUGAUAUCUCACGAAGACAUGGUGAACGUGCGUCGGGAAAAAUUGCGAGAGAUACUGUUGAAGGAAGAGAUGGGGUUGAUCCACGAGGUGAUAGACCAGGCCCAGCACGGUGCCGACGCAAGAAUGGACGAUAUGCGGCGCACGAUAGAAGAAAUACGCAAAGAGGAGGAGGAGCAACGGUUGGCUCUGCUGGCCAAGAAGAGGAUGCAACAGUACACGAUGGGAAACGUGCUCCUCCGGGAGGAAUUGUCGAAGAGGGCUAUAAUCGAAGCGAAACAAAUCAAUCUCGUCCAAAUGGUGGAGAACGAGGCUAAGAAGCGGGCUGACAAAGAGUUGGAUGAUUUCUGGCACCAGAUGAUGCUGAAAGAGGUGGAGGCGAAGAAGCAGAGGGACGUGGAGGAAACGAAGAGACGUAGCCUCCUCCAAGAGCAGGACACCCUCGUUCUGUUGAAACAAAUUGCAGGGAAAUCGGCUUUGGAGGAGCACAAGAAGCAGAUACGGCAGGAGGACGUGGAGCACAUGGAACGUCUACGGGAGGUGAUUCGCAAGGAGGAGCUCGACAAGUUGGAGAAGGAUCGCGAGAGGAAGGAAAAGAUGAAGAAGGAUCUGCUGGAACAGAUUCAGCUGGCCAAGGCGAGGUUGGCGGAGCAGGAUCGCUACGAGAAGGAGAUGGAUCAUUUGAGAGGGGUUAUCGUCACCGAGGAAUUGGCGAGGGAGGAGGCCGCCAUCGUGGAGACCACGGCGGCUUUCCGUGCCGAGUUGUUGUCUUAUUUGGAAUAUUUGGAAAAAUUGAAGAAACAGGAGAAGAGGAGGAACGUAGAGAUUGACCGACUGGUGCAACAGUCCCUGGACGAGGCGGCAGCCAGGCGCGACAAAGCGGUGAAGAGGUUCAAGGAGGCUAGACAAAAGCUUCUGCAGGACGCGAUCGAGGGCCGCGAGAUACAGAUGAGGAUGAAAUGCGAAAGGGAGAGGAAGGAGGAGGAGGAUCGUUUAUUGGAGAAGGAGAUGUUGGAGAAGGAGAUAGAAAUAGAAGCCAAGUUGACCGCCAACGCGAAGAAGGAAGAGAGGGAGAGGAUGUUGUGCUACAAGAAAGAAUUGGAGGAGCAGUGGAAGUGUAAGGACGAGACGCGGCGUAAAGAAGCCGAGGAGGAGAAGAAGAUGUAUUUGGAGGAGUUGAAACGUCAAAAUGACGAGUAUAAUAAAACGAUGGAGGUUUCGCAAGUUGCGCAUCCGUUUAAGAUUUUGUUGAAGGAGUGCGCGACUCGUUAUGCCGCGGAGAAAGAGGGGAAAUGUACCUGUUCCCCUCCGUCAGACGAUUAAUCGCACGAUUUGUAUGUACGAUUUCAAUUUUAACGAUCGAACCGUAUUCCAUUCGUUUAUUACAAAAUGAUAUAUAUACAUAUAUAUACAUCAUAUAUGUGCUUGCUGUUUUAAAAUACGAAUUCUCCGUUUCCCGCUUCGAAAAGAUCCACGAUCCACGCGGGGAUCUAUUCAGUUCCGUUUGAACUAUUCGCGCCAUCUGUGCCAACGUACGAAAACCUUCUCUAUCGUUAAGGUAGAAUUCUGUUUCUCCGAUCUUCAUCGAUCCCUCUCUUUUUCUCCCUUUUUUCACGGCGCGCAGAAAACUCUCUAGCGGCGCGAUAUUUAAAAAAGCGCCUCGGGAUCGACGAAAGAAAAAUCGCUCCAUUUCGUUGCUCGUGUUUAACGUCGCUGUUGAAUAAACAGUCGCGAAAUAAUUGACACGUGGAUCGGGCACGAGCAACGAUAAAUUCACCGAUUCACGAGAUUUACGCCGAUUUGACCGUAAAUCCGAUCUAUCGAAUUAUAACGAACCGAUGGGAUAAAACUGGCGCAAAUGGCGAGCGUCAACUCGAAUCACUCGUAAAUAAUCUCAUCAUCGAUGCGAAUUAUUUUCAGCGGCCGAUUCGUAAUUAAAAUAAUUA